AUGUUCCGAGCCGUAUCCCGCCUGUGGGCCGCCGGGGCGAAGAGUCUGAGCGCACCACGACAGUGUCAUCUCGCUCCUGUAGCCAUCAGGUGUUACUCCCAUGGAAAGGUUGAGAGCGAUGAAGAGUUUGAUGCACGCUGGGUAACGUACUUCAGUAAACCAGACAUUGAUGCUUGGGAGCUAAAGAAAGGAAUGAACACACUGAUUGGAUAUGACCUGGUGCCUGAGGCCAAGAUCCUUGACUCUGCGCUGAGAGCUUGUCGACGACUCAAUGACAUGGCCAGUGCUAUUCGAAUUUUAGAGGCCAUUAAGGACAAAGCAGGACCCCACAAAGAUAUAUAUCCAUACUUGAUCCAGGAAUUGAAACCUACCCUUUCAGAACUUGGCAUUUCAACACCAGAGGAACUUGGAAUGGAUAAGCUUUAA
Molecule: messenger RNA, 426 nt
Organism: Knipowitschia caucasica
Lineage: Eukaryota; Metazoa; Chordata; Actinopteri; Gobiiformes; Gobiidae
Source: the annotation of a GenBank genome assembly